AUGACAAUGAUGAGCGUUCUGGCGAAUGCGCUCCGCUGCAUUGCGGGCGCAGAGCGCCGCGGCAAGCGUCAGGUUCUCAUCCGACCCUCCUCGAAGGUUGUGGUGAAGUUCUUGCAAGUCAUGCAAAAACACGGAUACAUUGGCGAGUUCGAGAUUGUCGAUGACCACCGUGCGGGGAAGAUUGUCGUGAACCUCAAUGGUCGUCUAAACAAGUGUGGUGCCAUUUGCCCUCGCUUCGAUUGUACCGCCCGUGACUUCGAGAAAUGGGUGAAGAACAUCCUCCCGAGUCGUCAAUUUGGUUUCGUGGUGCUCACGACAUCACUUGGCAUCAUGGACCACGAAGAAGCCCGUGCACGUAACACUGGUGGUAAGGUACUCGGCUUCUUUUACUAG
Trypanosoma brucei brucei TREU927 is the source of this 393-nucleotide messenger RNA. RefSeq names its product 40S ribosomal protein S15a, putative. Bases 1 to 393 code for a protein of 130 amino acids. The record is from RefSeq and is a predicted model, not a curated record. Lineage: Eukaryota; Euglenozoa; Kinetoplastea; Trypanosomatida; Trypanosomatidae. Gene Ontology annotation, cellular component: cytosolic small ribosomal subunit; ribosome. Gene Ontology annotation, molecular function: structural constituent of ribosome. The transcript has a single exon. Gene Ontology annotation, biological process: translation.